GCUAUUUGACAAACCAAGUGACAAGACAAAUAAACAAACUCGUCGACUAGGUAUUCUGAUUUUUAUCGUGUAAUUUCCAAGUUUUUAUUACUAAAACUCUUUAAUUAAUUAACCGGUAAUGAAUUUUUAUACCUCUCCCACAUACCACCACAAAAAGUAGCUCUUAGACCGUGCUAACAUGACUGUUGAACUCCAAGGCGACGAUUGGGAGUUAGCAUGCUCAGAUGACGAGCUUUCGAAAUCAGGAGUUUUCAUCGGAAAGAACUGGAUGCCAGAUCCUGCAGAACUGGAGGGACUUUACAAGAGUAUAGACAAAAGCGGAACUUUGAAUUUGGAAUGGAAAUGCCCAGGCAGACGGGCGCCUACUCCUGUGCCGGUUAGUAAUUCGAAUCAACCUGAAAUGCCCGCGUCUCCGGUCAGAGAAGAGAAAUCAGACUUUGAUUUUAUGGAUGAAGUGAAUUCCUUGAGUUUAAGAGUGCGCAGGGAUGGCGAGGACACACUUAGGGGCUCUGCAAAGAAGAAGACCACAUCCUUUGAUGGUAUUUUGUCUAAUAUGAUUAGACACAAAAGAAUAGAGCAGAUGGAAAAGCAGGCAACCCCUGGGACACCUUCUUCUAAUGCCAGUUGAUUUAAUACAACUGAAUGUAUUGUAUGGAUAAACUGAAGUGUAAUAUAAAAAGGUAUUGAGCAUUAACUAUUAUGCAAGCAAGUGUAUAUACAUGCUUAUAACAACAAUUUGCAUUUGAUUGUUCUUGAUACAAAAAGCUGGUGUUAACAAAAUGUUUUUCAAGUCAAGAUAGAACUGUAGUGAAUUUAAUAAAUGGGAAUAUUAUAUUAUUUGUGCUUAUUAUUUUAAAAAUUUAUUUGAAAAUAUUGCUUUGUUUUAAAAUUUUCAAAUUUAAGACAAGCAACACUUGGAUG
Messenger RNA from Plodia interpunctella (Indianmeal moth), 921 nucleotides. RefSeq names its product PTIP associated 1 (gene Pa1). The record is from RefSeq and is a predicted model, not a curated record. Bases 179 to 628 code for a protein of 149 amino acids. Gene Ontology annotation, molecular function: nuclear estrogen receptor binding. Gene Ontology annotation, cellular component: MLL3/4 complex. Lineage: Eukaryota; Metazoa; Arthropoda; Insecta; Lepidoptera; Pyralidae. Gene Ontology annotation, biological process: positive regulation of intracellular estrogen receptor signaling pathway; positive regulation of cell cycle G1/S phase transition. The transcript has a single exon.